Scatophagus argus is the source of this 6101-nucleotide messenger RNA. Its product is annotated as protein NLRC3-like. Gene Ontology annotation, molecular function: protein binding. Lineage: Eukaryota; Metazoa; Chordata; Actinopteri; Scatophagidae. The transcript has 11 exons. Bases 623 to 4006 code for a protein of 1127 amino acids. The record is from RefSeq and is a predicted model, not a curated record.
GGCACCAAACUCAGGAACUGAACUAUAAACCCAAACUUUGUGUUGCACAUUCCUGAUGAUGUUUCCACUGAAUCUGAGGGGCUGAGAUUACAAGUUGGACAGAAAAUCGAUCAAAAAUGUGGAGUCUGAGUGGAUGUAAUGAAGAAUGAGAAAUGUCGAGGUGGAGAACAAAAACUCGACGGUAUCGAAGCUCCAAAGUGGAAGCUCUUUUCUGUUUUAGAACAAAGAUGUGAUGAUGUUUCAGUCAGAUGAAUUCAUGUCCUCAUGUUGACUCCAGUUCCACCCAGUGAUGUUAACUGUGUGAAUGAUGGAGAAGUUGUUGCAGCUACAAGCUUCAUGAUGACCAUCACUGAGCUUCAGACUUUUCCACCACAGGAACUGAAGGCGGUUCUGCUUUGGUUUCCACUGUUCUCUCCUCACGUUGGGGGCGACUUCCUGCAGCUAAAUGUCAGCUCAGCUCAGGAUGUGAUACUGAAUCCAAGUUCAUGUACUCUGAGGGGGAACUGAAUCCAACAGCCACAACACAGAAAACACAGCAGGACGUCCACCAGCAGGACAGCAGCAGAAAUCUUGUAACGUGUGAUGGAGACGUUGUUGUCAUGAAUGUUGGAGCUCUGACAGCAUGUUGUUGUGUUUGUGUGAAGGUGUGGGCUCUGCUAUGAAUCAGUGUGAGGAGACAGAGGAGGGAGUCCCUCCCUCUGAAACCACUCUGUGUGGGGAACCUGACAGCCAGACCAGACCUCACAGCCCCGAGCAGCAGCAGAGACCAGACUGUCCUGAACCUGAACCCAGCUGUGUGUCCAUGAAGAGUGACAGGUCCAUGCAUCAACCAUUAGAUUUUAAAGGACGACUUCCUUCAGAGACUCAUGUGGACCAGCAGACAGCAGACUCUCCUGUACCCAGCUGUGUGUCCAUGAAGAGUGACUGGUCCAUGCUUCAACCUCUUGACUUUAGAGGUGGACACGACUCUGCUGAAGGAAGAGUUCAGCAGCAACAGUCAGAUGUUCUCGGUGGUCAGUCUGUCCAGCAGAAUCCAGCAGACCUGGACUCCAUAUUCAUGCAUCUUGAGGAGAACGUUGUCACUUUUGUGAAGAACGAGCUGAAGAAGUUCCAGAAGGUUCUGAGUCCAGAUUACCCAGAAAGCUUAGAGAGGCAGAGUGAGGAUGAGGAGGUGUUGGAUGGUGAGGAUGAAGAGCAGAGGAGCAGCAGCAGAGACGCAUUUCUGAAGAUCACACUGCACUUCCUGAGGAGAAUGAAGCAGGGGGAGCUGGCUGACCGUCUGCACAGCAUUUGUCGACGUCAGCUCCAAUCUGAGCUGAAGAAGAAGUGUGAGUGUGUGUUUGAGGGGAUUGCUAAAGCAGGAAACCCGACCCUCCUGAAUCAGAUCUACACAGAGCUCUACAUCACAGAGGGAGGGACUGCAGAGGUCAAUGAAGAACAUGAGGUCAGACAGAUUGAAACAGCAUCCAGGAAAACCAGAAGACCAGAAACAACAAUCAGACAAGAAGACAUCUUCAAAGCCUCACCUGGAAGAGAUGGACCAAUCAGAACAGUGAUGACAAAGGGAGUGGCUGGCAUUGGGAAAACAGUCUUAACACAGAAGUUCACUCUGGACUGGGCUGAAGACGAAGCCAACCAGGACGUCCACUUCACAUUUCCAUUCACUUUCAGAGAGCUGAAUGUGCUGAGAGAGAAAAAGUUCAGCUUGGUGGAACUUGUUCAUGACUUCUUCACUGACACCAAAGAAGCAGGAAUCUGCAGGUUUGAAGAGUUCCAGGUUGUGUUCAUCUUUGACGGUCUGGAUGAGUGUCGACUUCCUCUGGACUUCCACAACAAUGAGAUCCUGACUGAUGUCACAGAGUCCACCUCAGUGGAUGUGCUGCUGACAAACCUCAUCAGGGGGAAUCUGCUUCCCUCUGCUCGCCUCUGGAUAACCACACGACCUGCAGCAGCCAAUCAGAUCCCUCCUGAGUGUGUUGACCUGGUGACAGAGGUCAGAGGGUUCACUGACCCACAGAAGGAGGAGUACUUCAGGAAGAGAUCCAGAGAUGAGGAGCAGGCCAGCAGAAUCAUCUCCCACAUCAAGACAUCACGAAGCCUCCACAUCAUGUGCCACAUCCCAGUCUUCUGCUGGAUCACUGCUACUGUUCUGGAGGAUAAGUUGAAGACCAGAGAGGGAGGAGAGCUGCCCAAGACCCUGACUGAGAUGUACAUCCACUUCCUGGUGGUUCAAUCCAAAGUGAAGGACAUCAAGUAUGAUGGAGGAGAUGGGACAGAUCCACAGUGGAGUCCAGACAGCAGGAAGAUGAUUGAGUCUCUGGGAAAACUGGCUUUUGAGCAGCUGCAGAAAGGAAACCUGAUCUUCUAUGAAUCAGACCUGACAGACUGUGGCAUCGAUAUCACAGCAGCCUCAGUGUACUCAGGAGUGUUCACCCAGAUCUUUAAAGAGGAGAGAGGACUGUACCAGGACAAGGUGUUCUGCUUCAUCCAUCUGAGCGUUCAGGAGUUUCUGGCUGCUCUUCAUGUCCACCAGACAUUCAACAACUCUGGUGUCAAUCUGAUGUCAGAAAAACCGUCAACCUCCUGUUGGUCUCCACUAAUCAGAAACAAACAGGAACAAACUCAUCUGUACCAGAGUGCUGUGGAUGAGGCUUUGCAGAGUCCAAAUGGACACCUGGACUUGUUCCUCCGCUUCCUCCUGGGUCUUUCACUUCAGACCAAUCAGACUCUCCUACGAGGUCUGAUCAAACACACAGGAAGUGUCUCACAGAACAAACAGGAAACAGUCAGGUACAUCAAGAAGAGGAUCAGUGAGAAUCUGUCUGCAGAGAGGAGCAUCAAUCUGUUCCACUGUCUGAAUGAACUGAAUGAUGGUUCUCUGGUGGAGGAGAUCCAACAGUCCCUGAGGUCAGGAAGUCUCUCCACAGAUGAACUGUCUCCUGCUCAGUGGUCAGCUCUGGUCUUCAUCUUACUGUCAUCAGAAGAAGAUCUGGACGUGUUUGACCUGAAGAAAUACUCUGCUUCAGAUGAGGCUCUUCUGAGGCUGCUGCCAGUGGUCAAAGCCUCCAACAAAGCUCUACUGAGUGGCUGUAAUCUGUCAGGGAGAAGCUGUGGAGCUCUGUCCUCAGUUCUCAGCUCCCAGUCCUCUAGUCUGAGAGAGCUGGACCUGAGUAACAACGACCUGCAGGAUUCAGGAGUGAGGCUGCUGUCUGCUGGACUGAAGAGUCCAAACUGUCAGCUAGAGACUCUCAGGUUGUCAGGCUGUAUGAUCACACAGAGAGGCUGUACUUCUCUGGUCUCAGCUCUGAGAUCCAACCCCUCCCAUCUGAGAGAGCUGGACCUGAGCUACAAUCAUCCAAGAGACUCAGGAGUGAAGCUGCUGUCUGCUGGACUGGAGGAUCCACACUGGAGACUGGACACUCUCAGGGUGGAACAUGGUGGACAGCAGAGGCUGAAACCUGGUCUGAGGAAGUAUGCCUGUGAACUCACAGUGGACACAAACACAGUAAACACAAACCUCAAACUGUCUGACAACAACAGGAAGGUGACAGCAGUGAGAGAGAAGCAGCCUCAUCCUGAUCAUCCAGAGAGGUUUGACCGCAAGCCUCAGCUGCUGUGUAGAACUGGUCUGACUGGUCGCUGCUACUGGGAGGUCGAGUGGAGUGGAAGAGUUGAGAUAUCAGUGACUUACAGAGGAAUCAGAAGGAAAGGAAACCGUAAUGACUGUGUCUUUGGAGGGAAUAUUCAGUCCUGGAGUCUGAGGUGCUCUGAUGUUGAUGGUUUCUCUGUCUGGCACAAUAAAAGAAGAACAGUCCUCCCCUCCUCCUCUGUCUCUGACAGAGUUGCAGUGUAUGUGGACUGUCCUGCUGGCACUCUGUCCUUCUACAGAGUCUCCUCUGACACACUGAUCCACCUCCACACCUUCAACACCACAUUCACUGAACCUCUUUAUGCUGGAUUUGGGUUGUGGUCAUUCGGUUCCUCAGUGUCUCUGAGUUCAGUGUAGGAGGGAGAGUCUCCUCCUGUUAGAGGAACACACACACACACACACAGUUUGAAUUAACUUGAAAUCCUUUUAAAUCUGUUUUUAUCCAGCUUUUUUAACAAAGAGUUAAGAGUUCAACACACAGCUGCCAGUGUGAGGCUGUAGAGAAGGCCUGUUACAGUUCUUGGUUGUGGGUGGGGUUUCUAUCCAGCUUUCACAAAGGAGAUCUUCAUUACUGGCUUUUGCUGGAGCAGAUGGCAGUUGGUACGCUCUCAGCAACUGCCCUGAGCACCUGAUUGUGAUGCCAGUGGUAGUGGCCUUUCUCAAGAACCUUUGCCGUGACUCAGCCACCUCAACUGCUUCUGCCCUUCAUUUCUGCCCUGUCCUCACCUCAGUGCCUGCUGAUGACACCUUCUGGUCAUUGGAGUCCCUGUACUGUAGGGCUUCUCUUGUGUGCACAACCAUAUACUCUUCAGUGGGGCCACUGAAUGUGAGUGGGAGGAUGUUACUGGGCCUCUGUAUUCCAUGUCUACCACAGGCACUGGACAGGUCCAACCACAGCACAACCAGGUCACUUCAUUUGUCACAGGCUUCUCUGAUGAGCUGUGUGACUACCCCAGUGUGCUCCACUGAAUUUCCCUCGGAAUUCAUGAAGUAUCUAUCUAUCAUCUAUCUCUAUCCAAACAGCCGGGAACUCCAGGAAUUUCAUCACUCUAAACCAACACAUCACUUACGAGCUACCAGUAGUUCGCCGCCCCUUUCCAAGGAGCUCGCCAAAGGACCAAUGAAUCAUACAUAAAUUUGAAAACUUAACUGACAUUUCGCAAAAGCCCCGUCCCCCUUAGUUACUGUUGCUAGCCUGUCAAGCUUCUUGAUGCAGAUGAAGAGUCAACACAGUCUCAUGGACUGACUUUUCUCUUCUUGAGGAUGACAGAUUCUGGAUACCUACUGUCCAACUUCACCAUUUUUCUUUUGAGCAGCUGCAGAAAGGAAACCUGAUCUUCUAUGAAUCAGACCUGACAGACUGUGGCAUCGAUAUCAGAGCAGCCUCAGUGUACUCAGGAGUGUUCACCCGUUACUAUGUCAAUCGGACCUUGUUGACAUAGUAACGGUUGCUAGGAUGUAUGAUUGGACAAUGACUGUUUAGCAAAAGGUCAACUGGUCCCUCGGCAAAUCUACUUAAAUUUAUGUCCAAUCAAAACUCACAUUUGUCCCACACCCUUCCAACACCAAAAGAUUAUUUGCCAAUUAGCUGUCAACCAAAACGUUGUUCUGCUGUCAAUCUUGAUGAGUCAGUGGUGAUGUGAGAUGAGCAGGAGUUUAUGAUGGCGACAGGCGUACAAACCAACAAUCGGAUUAAAACCUACCAUUUUCACCAAGAGUGGGAGACAGAAUUUUGUUUUACAAACGAUAAUGACAAGUGUGUGCGUUUGAUCUGCGGUGCCAGCGUGUCGGUUGGUAAAAGGUGUAAUGUGGAGCGCCAUUUCACCAAAGUCCACUGCAACUUUUCACGGGACAUUCCUGCUAGUAGCAAUCUACAAAAAGACAAGAUAACAGAGCUGAAGACAACACAACGGCAACAGUCUCUGUUUACCAAAUCGGCGAAGAAGGCCAAAUCAGCAACAGAGGCUUUGUUUAAAGUGGCGCACAUUUUAACAAAGCACAAAAAGCCUUUCAUCAAUGGUGGAGUCUUUUUCUUUUCUGUACUGUGUACAGCUGCAGGUACUUGUUUCCUGUGUAUUUAUUCUUUUUUAAUGCACAUCCUUCCCCUGUUCUUGCAGGCUUUGCACCCUCUAUAUCCUGUUUGCUGCUGUAACACUGUAAUUUCCCAGUUAUGGGAGUAAUAAAGGAUUAUCCCCCAACAUACACACACACACACACACACACACACCCCUUCACUGCUCAGUAUUGAACUGAACUGAAUGAUUUUAUUGUGAAUGCAAUUUUUGUUCUUUAUGUGUAUUUCACCAUUUAUAAUAUACUGAUAUAUUGAUGAUUUAAAAGGAAAAGGUUGUGUAAAAUCUUUGAUUCUUGGUUUGUAACUGAUCCAUAAUAACAUUUCAUUUUCAGAUGUCUUGGUGCAUGUAAAUAGUUUUGUGUGAUAAAAUGACAUGGA